AGACCUUCAACUCCUGAUAUCAAGUUCGAAAUGAGUUGCCUAUCCUUCUUCCACUCUUCAAAGGCGAAGAAAAUGGAGAAGCUAGCUGCUGAGGUGAAGACGAUUGCUGGCACCGCCGAUGAUGUCGAGAGAAGAAAGAUUCUCGACUCUCUCCGCGAGCUGCAGUACUCUGUGGAAUCGCCGCACGAUACACUGAACAGAACGAUAUAUUCUAACCUCCGUCUUGCAAUAGCUAGAGUAGCUAUGGACUUGAAGUUAUUCGAGGCGCUCGUUGAAAGCGCUCCUAUCCCUUUGACCGUCUCUCAGCUCGCAAAGCAGACGGGUGCCUCUCCAGUGCUCCUGGGCCGCCUCCUCCGCUUUCUCGCUGCCUUCUCCAUGGUCAAAGAAGUUGGCGCCAAUACGUUCACCGCAAACCACAUCACCAAGUCAAUGUCCGAAGAAGGGUUUCAAGCUGGUGCUCACCAUUACUUCGACAACCUCAACAAAGCUUUCCAAGCCGCUCCAGACUUCCUUGCCUCUCGCAAGUAUCAAGAUAUCACCGAUCCCAAAGACACACCCUUUCAAGUCGCUUACAAAACUGACCUCACCGUCUUCGCUUGGGCCCAAGGAAACCCAAGCGCUCUCUCCUACUUCGGAAAGUACCUAGCAUAUGACCGCACUGGCCGAAAGAUCUGGCUGGAUGUCUACCCACUGGCACAGGAGUGUGCCAAGCAGCCCAUCACCGAGAAAGACGUCCUCCUCGUCGAUGUCGGCGGCGGGAUCGGCGACCAGGUAAUUGCCCUGAAGACACGCCACCCCACCAUCCCCGGGCGCGUGAUCCUGCAGGACAUACCUGAGACGCUUGCUGGCGCGAUCCCCCACGAUGGGGUUGAACUGAUGGCGCAUGACUUCUUCAAGCCGCAGCCGAUCAAAGGCGCCAAGUACUACUACCUCCGCAACAUCCUUCAUGACUGGCCCGACGCCGCCUCUGUUACUAUCUUGUCCCACCUUACCGCCGCCAUGUCUUCUAGCUCCAUUCUCUUGAUCGAUGAGAUGGUCCUCCCAGACGCCGGCGUCCCCUGGCAAGCGGUGCAGCUGGACAUGACUAUGAUGUGCUGUCUCGGCGCUAUGGAGCGCACGCGCGAGCAGUGGCGCAUCCUGCUGGAGGGAUGUGGGCUUAGGAUUUUGGGAGUGUGGACGUAUGGGGCAGUAGGGGAGAGCGUAGUGGCUUGUGAGUUGAAGUGAAUUGCAAUGGGAGAAGGGAUUUGGUGGAGUGGGUUAGAAUGAGAAGGUUGAUUAGCGUGAGUCGAAGUGAUUGGAUUAGAUGCGCUGGAUGGGCUAGGAUGUAACUCCUCGAUGUAGCGAUGCUUUUGGACAAAGUCAACAUUUCGCUCGCUUAGAUUAGAAGUACAGGACUCAGUGGC
Mytilinidion resinicola is the source of this 1403-nucleotide messenger RNA. RefSeq names its product O-methyltransferase. The coding region runs from base 31 to 1224 and encodes 397 amino acids. The transcript is spliced from 5 exons. NCBI's taxonomy places the organism in Eukaryota, Fungi, Ascomycota, Dothideomycetes, Mytilinidiales, Mytilinidiaceae. Gene Ontology annotation, molecular function: O-methyltransferase activity. The record is from RefSeq and is a predicted model, not a curated record.